This is a messenger RNA of Protopolystoma xenopodis, 213 nucleotides long. The record is from the annotation of a GenBank genome assembly. Lineage: Eukaryota; Metazoa; Platyhelminthes; Monogenea; Polystomatidea; Polystomatidae.
AUACCCCCUUUCUACAUGACUGGGCCUAAUGGACCGACUGGAAUGUCCUUCGAUGUCGCCAACAUAAUUGCAGACAUGGGCGGCUACACCAUAACCUGGCUCGUCAAAGAGGUCGACAGCCGAAGCAGUUAUUCUUCUCAGAUUUUCAACUUACUCGACUCAAAUGUAAGCCUCACUGGCCGAGAUAACAGUCGUUCUGUGCUUUUGCUUUGA